AUGACAGGAAAAUCCAUUGGUUCGAGUUCAACCGGGUUCAUGCGCAAAAAGAAAGAAGACGUGGCUAGCAUAUCCCACACCCCUAAGCCCAAAAGAAGGGAAGAUUUCCCGAUGGAAGCAUAUGCUUCACCUCCUCCAAAUACCUACGUACCCACCCCUUACAACACGGUGCCCGUAUAUUACGCGCAACCAACCUUCCAAUCACCACCCCAAAACUACCAAGCUCCACCAAAUGCCUUCCAAUCACCUCCCCCAAAUUACCAAGCUCCACAGCCAAAUUAUCAAACUCCCCCACCCAUUUACCGUACCCCACAAAAUAACCAACCCAAUACCUACCAGAAUCAACCCCCACCAAAUGCCUAUAAUGCGCCACGUCCCAAUUUUGAGAAGAAACCCCCUCGGGUAUUCACUCCGCUAAUGGAAUCUCGGACCGAUUUGUUCAAAAGGUUAAGUGCGGCUGGAAUGAUUCAAGUGCUUCCGCCAAAGGCCGUCGAUCCAAAGAACCGAUUUUACCGAGCUGACCAAACAUGUGCCUAUCACUCCAAUGGCAUAGGGCACAGUACUGAAGAUUGCAUUAAUCUCAAGUACAAAAUACAGGAUCUGAUUGACCGAAAAGAAAUUGUGCUCCAAACGGCCCCUCCAAAUGUGAACACCAAUCCUUUGCCAAACCAUGGCAACAAUGUAUUAAUCCCUGCACCGGUGACAACACACAUUGCUCAAGUGACUCCAGCGCCACCUCGCAAAGAGUUUGUAGUCCAAGUUGCCGCCGCACAUGGUAUCACAAGAUCAGGAAGAUGUUAUACUCCUGAAGACCUAGCCCAAGGGGCACCCCGAAGGGAGGGUAAUCAGAAAAGGACUAUCACUGAAGGUGAAGCCGAAGAUUUUUGGCGCCGAAUGCAGCCAAAGGAAUACUCCAUUGUUGAGCAUUUAAAGAAAACACCGGCCCAAAUAUCGGUGCUAGCAUUGCUGCAAAGUUCACCCCAACACCGCCUGGCUCUAAUGAAGGUGUUGGAGGAAGCUCAUGUCCCGGCUGGAACAAACAGUGAAAAUCUGGCCGAAAUGGUCGCCCAUGUUAUGGAGGAACAUCAAAUUGCCUUCACAGAGAAAGAGUUGCCCAAGGAAGGACGUUGUGAUGCCACUGGAGUAGUUGAUUUGGAUAUUCAAAUAGGACCCGCUGAGUUCACCACUGAAUUCCAAGUCAUGGAAAUACCCGCCAAUUACAAUUUGCUUCUGGGAAGACCAUGGAUCCAUAUGGCAGCAGUACCAUCCUCGCUCCAUCAAUCUAUAAAAUUUGUCUGGGAAGGAGAAGAAGUGGUGAUCCACGGAGAAGCCAGCAUGCACAAUUAUCCAGACAAUUCUAUACCUGUCAUUGAAGCCACACCCAAAGGAACGGAUUUCCAUGUCAUGGAGUUAGUAGGAGCGGCCCACAAGAUAGACUCCAUGGAAACUCCCAUGCCGGCGGUUUAUAAAAUGAUUGCUUCCACCAUGAUUCUAAACGGGUUUGAACCCGAAAAAGGUUUAGGGAAGAAUUUGCAGGGCAUCACUGAGCCCAUUCCUAUCCUUCAAGAUAAUUUUCGCUUUGGGCUUGGUUACAUCCCAACAGAAGAAGAGAUACCUACCAAGAAGAAACAAGAGGUUGCAGAUCUCUGCAAACCCAUUCCAAAUCUGUACCAGUCAUUUCCCCACAGAAUGCCUAUGCCUGAGGAUGCUGACAUUGAAGAAGGGAUAAGGAUGCUAUUCCAAGAGGAAGAUUGCUCCUCGGGCAGCAUAGAUGAAGAAGAAUAUGAGGAAUACGAUGAGACCACAAUGCUACCUGAGGGUCUCACGGAAGAAGUAGAACAAUUGGAGAAUGAGCAAAAGCCAAACUUGGAUGAAACAGAAACCAUAAAUCUAGGUGAUGAAGAGGAUGUCAAAGAAACAAGGAUAAGCGCACACCUAGAUACCCCUCUCAAAGAAGAAUUGAUAAGUUUGCUAAGGGAGUACGUGGAUAUCUUCGCAUGGUCAUACGCCGACAUGCCAGGGCUAAGUACCAGCAUAGUGUCUCACAGGCUACCCAUCAAUGAGGGUUUUGCUCCAGUAAAGCAGAAAACCCGACAAUUCAAACCGGAUCUUAGUAUCCGAAUCAAAGACGAGGUGGAGAAACAAAUUGAGUCUGGAGUGGUGGAAGUGACAUCAUACCCCACAUGGCUAGCCAAUAUAGUCCCGGUGCCCAAGAAAGAUGGCAAGAUAAGAAUCUGCGUGGAUUACCGAGAUCUUAACAAGGCUAGCCCAAAGGAUAAUUUUCCACUCCCGAACAUCCAUAUACUCAUAGAUAAUUGUGCCAAGCACGAGUUACAAUCAUUUGUGGAUUGUUUUGCCGGCUACCACCAUAUCUUAAUGGAUAGAGAGGAUGCUGAGAAAAUAGCCUUCAUCACCCCAUGGGGAGUGUACCAUUACAGGGUAAUGCCCUUCGGCCUCAAGAACGCCGGCGCAACAUACAUGAGAGCAAUGACUACCAUUUUCCACGACAUGAUCCAUAGAGAGAUUGAAGUCUAUGUGGACGAUGUCAUUAUCAAGUCAAGGAGUUCGGAGCAUACCACACAUUUGAGGAAAUUCUUCGACAGACUCCGAAAGUUUAAUUUGAAAUUGAACCCGGCCAAAUGUGCGUUCGGAGUACCGGCUGGAAAGUUACUGGGGUUCAUAGUCAGCCGAAGAGGCAUAGAGCUAGACCCAACAAAGAUCAAAGCAAUCCAAGAGUUGCCUCCUCCCCAAACUAAGAAAGAAGUCAUGAGUUUCCUGGGAAGGUUAAAUUACAUUGGGCGGUUCAUAGCUCAAUCCACCAUCAUUGUGGAGCCCAUCCUCAAGCUUUUGAAAAAGGACGCUCCUACAAAAUGGACAGAGGAAUGCCAAGAGGCAUUCGACACUAUCAAGAGAUACUUGUCCAACCCACCAGUCCUGGUACCACCAAGGCCUGGGAGUCCUUUGCUGCUAUACUUGUCAGUUGCUGAAAAGGCCUUCGGGUGCGUGUUAGGACAACACGAUGAAGAAGGGAAAAAGGAGCGUGCCAUUUAUUAUCUGAGCAAAAAGUUCACAGCCUGUGAGGCAAGAUAUACGCUAGUGGAAAAAACUUGUUGUGCUCUAACUUGGGUAGCUCAGAAAUUGAGGCAUUAUUUGUCUUCAUAUACCACUCACCUCAUAUCCAAGAUGGAUCCAUUGAGGUACAUAUUCCGUCAGCCCAUGCCCAUCGGGAAGUUGGCCAAAUGGCAGAUGCUGUUGAGUGAAUUUGACAUUGUAUACAUAGCCCAGAAAGCCGUCAAAGGACAGGCCUUGGCUGACUUACUAGCCGCAAGCCCGGUGGAUGAAGAGCUUGAACCACUUCGUACCCAUUUCCCAGACGAAGGGGUGUUGGCUAUAGAAGAAGAAGCAACAAAAUCCUAUACUGGCUGGAAAUUGUUCUUUGACGGAGCACUCAAAUUCCGCUGUACCAACAACAUGGCUGAAUACGAAGCCUGCAUCCUAGGUCUCAGAAUGGCACUAGAUAUGGACAUCAAUGAAUUAUUGGUCAUUGGAGAUUCCGACUUACUGAUUCAUCAAGUACAAGGCGAAUGGGCCACUAAGAAUGAAAAGAUCUUACCAUAUGUGAACUUGGCACAAAGAUUGUGCAAGAAAUUCAGAAAGAUUGAGUUUCGACAUACGCCAAGGGCUCAGAAUGAAUUUGUUGAUGCACUGGCCACAAUAGCAUCAAUGAUCCAACAUCCUGAAAGCAGUCACAUCGACCCGCUAAGGAUAAGUCUGAAAGAAGAACAUGCCCACUGUUGCCAUGUGGAAGCUGAGCCAGAUGGCAAGCCAUGGUACAACGACAUCAAAAUGUAUCUGGAAGGACGGGAAUACCCCGAAGGCAUUACAAAUGGACAAAAGAAGACCAUCCGAAGAAUGGCAAAUGGUUUCUUCCUAAACAAAGAAGUGUUAUACAAACGGACGCCGGAUUUGGGUCUACUUAGAUGUGUAGAUGCCGGCGAAGCCACCAAACUUCUAGAAGAAGUACAUGCGGGAACAUGUGGACCCCAUAUGAAUGGAUUCGUACUAGCAAAGAAGAUUCUACGAGCAGGAUAUUAUUGGAUGACCAUGGAGAGUGAUUGCUGCAAAUAUGCUUUCGUUGCUUGGGGCAUGGAUGUUAUUGGACCCAUUGAACCCGCAACCUCGAAUGGCCACCGGUUCAUUUUGGUUGCCAUUGACUAUUUCACCAAGUGGGUGGAAGCAACGUCUCACAAAUCAGUAACAAAGAAAGUGGUGGCGGACUUUGUGCGAAACCACAUCAUAUGCAGAUUCGGUGUACCCGAGUCCAUCAUAACAGACAAUGGAGCAAAUCUGAAUAGCCACCUGAUGAAGGAUAUCUGUGAGCAAUUCAAGAUCACCCAUCGAAACUCGACAGCUUACCGACCGCAAAUGAACGGAGCCGUAGAAGCAGCCAACAAGAAUAUCAAGAGGUUGCUGGUCUAUGGAACCGAAGCAGUCAUACCUGCUGAAGUUGAGAUACCUUCCCUGAGAAUCAUUCAAGAAGCAGAAUUAGACAAUGCUGAAUGGGUCCGAGCUCGAUAUGAGCAAUUGGCUUUAAUUGAUGAGAAAAGGAUGGUUGUCGUAUGUCACGGUCAAUUGUACCGACAAAGGAUGGCAAGAGCUUUCAACAAGCGAGUCAGAACCAGACUUUUUCAGAUUGGGCAAAUGGUGCUCAAAAGGAUUUUUCCACAUCAAGAUGAAUACAAAGGGAAGUUUGCUCCCAACUGGCAAGGUCCUUAUGUGGUCCGCAAAGUACUCUCCGGAGGAGCGGUAGUAUUGGCAGAAAUGGACGGACAAGAGUGGCCAAAGCCGAUCAACUCAGAUGCAAUCAAGCGCUACUAUGCAUGAAG
Molecule: messenger RNA, 4886 nt
Organism: Lycium ferocissimum
Lineage: Eukaryota; Viridiplantae; Streptophyta; Magnoliopsida; Solanales; Solanaceae
Biological process (GO): DNA integration
Molecular function (GO): nucleic acid binding; RNA-DNA hybrid ribonuclease activity
Source: RefSeq, a predicted model, not a curated record